Molecule: messenger RNA, 186 nt
Organism: Paracoccidioides brasiliensis Pb18
Exons: 1
Coding region: 1-186 (61 amino acids)
Source: RefSeq, a predicted model, not a curated record
AUGUCUGGGGUCGGUCUAUCACAAAUGAUCUCACAGCUUGUUCAGCUCGGUACAAAAAGAGUGCAUAAGGCUGUCACUAAGAAAUUCUGCUGGUGGAAGGCCUGGCCGAGUGCGAAGUCUCCACCAGAUGCGCUGGACUGGCAAAAAGCGAAGAGCAACUUGGUCGACUUCCCUGCUAGACCAUAA